Molecule: messenger RNA, 849 nt
Organism: Trichoderma virens Gv29-8
Lineage: Eukaryota; Fungi; Ascomycota; Sordariomycetes; Hypocreales; Hypocreaceae
Exons: 2
Source: RefSeq, a predicted model, not a curated record
GGGAGCUCUCCCAUUCUGCGAAGCCAAAGGGCAGCCAACCAAGUGGCGGCUGGAUCGUCGGACCAGCGAGAAUCUGCGCUGAAAACCGCCAAGAAAGCCAGCGUUUUGGAAAACAGCCAAGGCCCGAGUGGAGGGUUGGACGUCACGGGGAAGUAUAAACGUCGAAAUUCUGACGAAAUUACCUCAGAGAACUCACAGCCGGAGGAGUACCUAGUAUACAUCCACAAAGUUCUGCCUAUCGACACAUAUGCUGGAAUUAUUCUCCGAUAUAAGUGCAUGGAAGAUGCGUUUAGGAAAGCGAAUGGCCUCUGGUCCAGGGACAGUAUCCAGGUUCGGAAAUGGGUCAUUAUUCCAGUCGAUGCCUGCGAAGUACGAGACUCACUGCCUGAGCCGGUGGAAAUUGGGCGUAUUGCACGCCAGAAAAUGGGAUACUUCCCACCACGGAGGAAAAAGGCCGUUUCUUUUUCGUCGACGCCGCGACAGAGCCUUGAUACCACGGAGCAAAUAGAGCAGCCAUUAUCCAGGAGACAGAGCUCAGUGGGCGAUCAACCACCAUCGUUGGGCAGGGGUGAAUCUUUUCGCAGCCAUGGAGAUGGCGAUGGGCCGGAUAUGAGACCAGCAUGGAUGCGACGCUCUGGUGGUGUCGGCUCUUUGAGCAGGAAUAUCCGCGCCCCUGGUCCGGACAAAGAUUACUUGAAUUCGUGGGCCAAGAAACACUUCCCCGGCCUGAAUAUUGACGACCUGCCAUCCAUGUCGGUGAUGGGGUCAGAGAUGGCGCGAUUCGGGUUUGAUCAUGAAGCUGCCGGGAUCGUUGAAGGCACCAUUCAAGAGGGGGGAGAUGCAGAGUCA